CGACAACACCCACAAGAGGAAACUUUCUCUUAACAGAAAUGAUUAAAAUGGCUGUUCCCACGGGAAUUCUCCGGCUUCUCAUCCUCGCCGUUCUCUCGCUCCAUCUUUAUCUCUCCCCUUUUGUCUCCUCCGUGGAGAUCGAUUCCUCAGAUCUCAAAGCUCUUCAAGUCAUAGAAACAGAGCUCGGAGUCAACAGUCAACGCUCUUCUUGGUCCAGUGAUGUAAACCCUUGCGGUCAUGGAGGAGUUUCUUGCGAGAGACGGCACUCCAACGCCACGGGAGAAUACGUUCUCCGUGUCACGAGGCUCGUCUACCGAUCCCGGAGCUUGUUAGGAACCAUCUCACCGGUUAUCGGAACGUUGUCGGAGCUUAAAGAACUCACUUUGUCUAAUAACAAGUUGGUCGGUGGUCUUCCACUGGAUGUCUUAAACUGCAAGAAACUCGAAGUUCUUGAUGUCCGAAACAACAGAUUUUCCGGUCAGGUUUCGGGAAACUUCUCUCGUUUGAUCAAUCUUCGAAUCCUUGAUCUUUCUUCAAAUAAAUUCUCUGGGAACUUGAACUUCUUGAAGAACUUACGCAAUCUUGAGAGCCUCUCCGUUGCAAACAAUCUCUUCUCAGGCAAGAUCCAUGAGCUAGUUAUGUCCUUCAAGAAUCUCCGGUUCUUUGACUUCUCCGGAAACCGGUUCUUGGAAAGUCCGGUUCUGGUUAUGAGUAAAAUCAAGAAGCUUCAUAGGCGCAUUCUUGCUGAAACUCCAUCUACAAACUCCACGUCAAAACCAACAAAGACACCUCCAAAAGACGAGAAAAAGAAGACAAAGAAGAAGAAGAAGAACAAAAGAAAGAAAGUAGUUGCGUGGAUCUUAGGGUUUGUAGUUGGAAGCAUAGGUGGACUCCUCUCUGGUGUUGUCUUCUCGGUAAUCUUUAAAUUGAUUCUUAAAGCAAUAAGAGGACCAGAGAAACCACCAGGUCCUUCCAUAUACAGUCCAUUAAUCAAAAGAGCUGAAGAUUUAGCUUUCUUGGAGAACGAAGAGUCGUUAGCUUCUCUUGAGCUCAUUGGCAAAGGAGGUUGUGGAGAAGUCUUCAAAGCCGAACUUCCAGGAAGCAACGGGAAGAUCAUAGCCGUGAAGAGAGUGACACAACCUUCUAAAGACGCAGCAGAGCUUGUAGACGAAGAAUCCAAGUCUCUGAACAAGUUCAUGAGGCAAAUUAGGUCAGAGAUCAACACGGUAGGUCAAAUCCGGCACCGGAAUCUUCUCCAGUUGUUAGCACACGUCCCAAGACCAGAGUGCCACUUCCUUGUUUAUGAAUACAUGAAGAACGGGAGUUUGCAAGAUAUACUAACCGAUGUUUCAGCUGGAAACAAAGAGCUAACGUGGCCAGCAAGGCACAAGAUUGCUCUAGGUAUAGCUGCAGGGCUUGAGUAUCUUCACAUAGAAAGUAACCCUAGAAUCAUCCACAGAGACUUGAAGCCGGCUAAUAUUCUUCUUGACGACGAUAUGGAGGCUAGAAUUGCGGAUUUCGGGUUGGCCAAGGCGAUGCCUGAUGCAGUCACCCACAUUACAACCUCUAAGCUUUCAGGUACUGUGGGAUACAUAGCACCAGAGUAUCAUCAAACUCUCAAGUUCACAGAUAAGUGUGACAUCUACAGCUUUGGUGUGAUUCUUGGGGUUCUUGUGAUUGGGAAGCUUCCUUCUGAUGAGUUUUUCCAGCAUACUGAUGAGAUGAGUCUUAUAAAGUGGAUGAGGAAGAUACUAACAUCGGAGAAUCCAAGCCUAGCUAUUGAUCCGAAGCUGAUGGAACAAGGAUUUGAUGAACAGAUGCUUCUUGUUCUGAAGAUUGCUUGUUAUUGUACUUUGGAUGAUCCUAAACAGAGGCCGAACAGCAGAGAUGUCAAGACUAUGCUGUCCCAGAUCAAGCACUAGCUAGUGUCUCUCUGUGAUAUAUAGUUUUCUUCUAAAUAUGUAUGUUUACAUUUCCUGUCGUAUGAGAAAUAAACUACACGUGAACACAAUAGUGUUCGCUUGGCAGAAGCUUGUGAUGAAGAUGUAUAAUUAAAAUGGAUUUUAACUAUAUUUUAUUGCUCUAAACAUAAUAAGAACUGAGUCAACACAUGUUGAGAUGUAUAAACUUUUAGUUGGAUGGACA
Molecule: messenger RNA, 2145 nt
Organism: Eruca vesicaria subsp. sativa (arugula)
Lineage: Eukaryota; Viridiplantae; Streptophyta; Magnoliopsida; Brassicales; Brassicaceae
Source: the annotation of a GenBank genome assembly